CCACCGCUUAUCAGGUAUCCGCGCCGGCCGCGCGUGGAUCGGAUCGGGCAGUCGCAAGUGUGGCCGCACGCACUUUGCCUCCCAGUUGUGUGCCAUCUCCUCCGUUCACCAUGUUACUCCCGCUUCGGAAAUGGAUCUUUUGCCUCUUACACGCUUCAACUCUAGUUUCCCUGAUUCAUCUCGCCGAAAUCCCUACGUCUUGUGGUCCCAACUGUGCAUUUUUGAGAGCAGCCGAGUGUAUAUUCUUACAGCGCCCAACGUACGAAUGUGAUAGCAAUGAUGCACACAUCCCCUCAUCCUUGUUGAAGUUACUGGAUACUCUUCCUCAGAACAUUAAGAACUUAAUUCUCAAUGGAAAAUUUAAGAUAGCCAAUUCCAGCGAUAUGAUGAGAGUCUCUCCAAGUCUGUUGAACCUGAUACCGACAAAGGUGGUACAGCUUAAUGCAGAAAUUGUAUCUUCAUACUUACGAGCUUAUCCCUAUGAAUCUUUGGCAGCAACUAAACUGAUCAGCUGUCUAAACUCAUCAAGAGAAAGGAAAGCUUUUCUUGAAAUUUGGAGCGGAGUUGAAUCCAAUUCAAAGAUCGAAGAUAUUGUUGCAUCAGCUCUAACAAUCUGGAAAAUAGACGCAGAUUGGAAUUUUUUAGAUCUUGUUGAUUCAAACUCAACAGUUUUGCUACACUUGCCGCCUGACUUUCUACUCACAUUUGACACGAAGGGAGCUUCUGAAUUCCUCUUCCACCUUGGAUCAAAAUUCAACUCAAUAUCCCAUGCAAAAAUGAUGCGUAUUUUGAGAAACCUAUCAUCAAAAAACCUGAAAGUCUUGCAAAGAGCUUGGGCUAUUUUAGCAAUGAGGGAGCUGCCGGAUAAAAUCAAAUGGAACAAGUACAAUUUUAUUUUACCUGGUCUCACCUUAGACGAAUUGAAAAAUCUGGAAAUAGAUGAAGUAAAGCCAAUUAUAGCAUACGAUUUCAGCGUUGCGCAGAUUCGAACAGUAGUCUCUAAAAUAAUAGUCCCAUGGCACAUCAACUUCAAGCAAGUAGCCCUGUGGGUUAAGUUCAUGUCACCAUCUCAAAUCCAGAAUUUGUGGCAGUUCAAUUUCAAAGACCUCAAAAUAAUGGCGAAUGAAACUGCAUCGUAUAUCACUGCAAAACAGAUACUUCUGUACCAGCUGUAUCAACUAAAUCAGAAAUACGUCAAAGAAGGAAAGUAUCCAAAUCUAAACGGCUCUGCUGAUCUCAUCAAACUUGACGGUGGGUUUGUCGCCAUUCUGCCAUUGGCAAUCAUCGAACAGCUUUCUGCUUCCGAUGUUCUCACCCUUGAUUCUCUUCAAAAGAUUGACAGCAGUUCUAUGAGCCUAUCAAUGGCUUAUUAUUUAACAGAUGAAAGUAGAGUCUUUAAUUUGGGAGCACCCAGUAAGAAACUCACCGGUAUCAGAGGCAUGUUACGAGCGAUCCCCACAUCUCAAAUAAUGGCCAUCAAUGGAGAAAUGUCAUCAAUUAUUCUUCACCAUUUGCUUCAAAAUCUGCAAGGAGAUAAUGUAUUGCGGAACUUAGAACUCCUGAAAAAAUGCCGUUCAUUUUUAGGGAAUGUUGACUAUGUGCUGAAGUUCCUCCUGGAAAACAAAGAUAAAAACAUGUAUUUCAGUCUCUUGUCUCCCAAAGAUAUAGCCCACAUAUCCUUGAGUUCAAUCAAUGACCUAGUCAAGGAUAACUAUGGUCAGCGCAUUCAAGAGCUUCCAUCGCAUAUCUUGGCUGCGAUCUUAUCGAACAAUUCACCAACAUCCUGGACUUGGAAUAACAUGUUUAAUAGUUCGAAUGCUUUUGAAUCUCUCCUGAUGGGACUCAGUUGUAAAGAAAUUCGUAAAAUCGCAGACAGCGACUUCAUCACCAUAAUUGGAAGAUACAAUGAUGAGCGCAUGAAAAUUGGCAGAGUAUUCCCUAAAAAUCUUCAACAUUGUGGUCAGGCAGCCUUGAUUAAUUAUUUACUCUUGAAAUCCAAUUUAUACAAUGAACCGGAGCUUAUCGAUCUAUUGGAACCAAGUGACAUUGAAGCUGUUGGUGGUUAUAUUUUAGCAUCCUUACCAGUCGAAGAAAUAUUGCAAGCUCAAUAUAGCGCUCACAUCAUUUCAGCCAUUGGGCAAUUGAGUUUACCAGAACUUAUGCUUGCUGCCUCUCAAGAUCAUCUUAAUACUCUGAUGGAUGAAUAUUUAAAUAAGGAUCACAACCUAACAGACAUUCUGAACCUUCGGAACCUCAUUCAUUUCAUCCCUGCUUCUGCUCUUGUGAAAAUCAAUCCAAUGGAUUUGAAAUACAUGAUCGAAAGCGGUAUUAUAGACAAAAGACUUUGUGGUGAUUCAAGCACUCGAGAGGCCUGGUCAAGACUUUUAAUCACCAUAUACGGUUCACCUUCAAAGUGGAAUGCAAGUCAGUUAGAAACGGUAGGAGAUUUGAUGAUAGCUUUCUCUUCAGAUCGUUUGGAUACGAUUGAUUCUGCUCAAUGGCAGUUGCUGGCUGACAUUGCUGUGACCAGGUACACGGAUAUUGUUGAGUGGCCGAAAACCUCAACAUUUUAUCAGGCAUGCAUGUCAACCUUGAUCAAAUCUGAGCAAAAGCGUUAUUUGGAGGCAGUCAAAUCCCUAGCAAGGAAAUACUUCACCGAAGUGCAGCGCAUGGCCAGCUCAAUUAAACUCAACACCAAAGAUGACUCCAUCGUAUUGAUCAAAACCAACAAGAGCUCCUCAGAAAACUUGCCAGUGCCGAAAAUCAUUUCUUUAGAUGAAGGAGGAAGCUCCGCAGAAGAUAUGUACGAGAUCUUCACUGAGGAACCUUCGACCAAGUCACAUCAAGAAACUACUCCAAGUCCUCAGCAACUUCACCCAAAAGAUACUUUGAAAAUGAAAUCAGUCUCAGUCAGUUCCUUUAAGAGCCCAUCUGAAAUAAUUUCUACUAGCCGUACUAGUCCUGAGGACGCGAAUGUUUUGUCAUCCUCAACAAAAUUCCACCCAGGAAAUGUAAGCGGUGAGAACUACAACCCUCAUCCUAGGAUCAAAUCACAGGAAGAUUCUAAUGAAGAUCAUGCUUCACAAACAAAUACAGAUUCAGAGGAAAAUGGAGCAACAUUAUUCAAGUCACCUGGUUUUCCUUUGAUAACAGAGGUCUCCACCGGCACCCCUCAUCAACAAAAUGAAACUCCAGGUACUAACUCUCUGCACCUUAUUCCUCAUGAUCAUGAGUUUUUACCCGAGUUUUCAGAGCCAUCAACGGUUUCUCCAAGAGAAACGACAAAUUAUUUUUCGACGGAGGCUUCAAGAUACGGUUCUGAUGAUACUGUUAGCACCUUGCGAAUGUCUUUUCUUCCAGAGAAUAUUCUGUCAAAAGAAGAUGAAGAUAAUGGCAAUUUGCAUGUGCAUAUAAUUGAGCCAGAGAUAAUGGAAGAUAACCCGAUUCUUAAAAAUCCCGAUGAGAUUAAGAAAGGGAUUUCCAUAGAUUCAGAUCGGUCCAUUCUGUCCGAGAUAGACACUGAUGAUUCGCGCCAAAUGCAAUCCUCUGUAGAGGAUGAUAAGUUAGAGGUCUCCUUCACUGAUGCUAAUGAAAAACCUGAGUCCAGCUCGACAGAUGCACCGAAUUUCUUUUUAGGGUUAUUCAAUGGUUUUACAACAAAGUCCACAAUCUCUACGGAGGUCCUUUCAACUGAUUCUACUGAAAGGCCAAAGUUAAACUUCGCAGAUGGACCAAAUUUUCUUUCAGGGUUAUUAAAUGGUUUCACGACCAAGUCUGUAAUUUCUACGACGCCUGAAUCAGUCAAUGAAAAUUCCUUGGAAACCGAGUUUGAUUCUAACUUAGUAUCUUCAACUACCACAGAGGGCACCGAAUACGAAUUGGGGGAUACAUUUAGCGCUCUUUUAUUUGGGAAAGAGUUUACCGACCAAGCUGUAAAAGUCCGCAAAGGGUUGAAACAACUCAUGGGUGUAGAUAAGUCAAGGGAGUCACCAAUUCCUUUCAAUACUACAAACAUGAAGGCUACUGAUAGGAUACUGCCUGUUCAGAGUGAAAAUGAAGAACAAGGUGUUGAAAGUAAUGUCAAUUCGUCAUCAGUUGAGGAUGAGGUACAUCAGUCAACAAUAACUCCGAUCUUGAGCGUGGAACCCAUAAAUGAGAGGACUCAAGCUGAAGCCACUGUCUUCAAUGAAAACCCCUCUGCGGAAAGAAAUUCCAAGCCACCAACUGACGUGAUCUCCUCAACUGAGCCUCUAACUCAGCCCUCCGUAGUGUCUGAAAACAUGGAUCCCUUUGAUUUUCUAGAUUAUAAAGCAGGAAAAAUUAUUUCACUGGACAAUAUCUCUGAAAUGUUAGACUUGGAUUACGAUCAUCCUCUGGCUGAAGUAAUCGGGAAGGAAGGAAUCAGCAGCUCAGAGGCUGACGCCAGAUUUGCACGUUUUCGCAGGAAUGCAGAUCAACCUUCAAAUAGCGGGUUCUGUGAUUCAGUUAAAGUGCUUGGAGCAUCUGCAGUACUAGCCGUACGAGAUUUCGAUUUGCACUCAGUCACGAAUGAUGAACUUCUAAAUUGUGUGGAAGAUCUGGGUAAAUUAGACUUGCCACAGUCGAUCAAAGAAAUCAUUUGGCAACGAGUAAAAUCUUUGGAAGUCGUAGAUAUGGCCAUUGGGACUUUAGCGGGGGCUUGGAAACUGGAUGAUGCUAACAACGUGUCUCUGAAUAUCAGUGAGGAUUGGAAUUUGGAAAUAAUUCAUCUGCUCUCAAAGUACAAUAAGGACAAUUUGGUUGCAAGCGCUGUUGUUAAAAAGAUGAAGAAGCAAAUUUUCACGGGGGAAUUAAUCGGUGAAGUGCCAGAAGCCGUCAUAGUGGCCAUGGGACCUUUGCUUUGCCAUUUGAAUCCCAACGAACUACAGCUCAUGUUCCAGACGCCGGGCACUUUCAUGCAUGUCAUUCCAAUCAUCGGAAAUAUGAUGAGAGAUUGUGAAAUGGAAUGUCUCUCCAAAUUCGCCAAAUUGGCUGUUGCAUUCAUGGAUACCCCAGACUUAUGGACAUCAGACAUGGUUGCAUUGCUUGGCCCGAUACCCGCAGGAUUAGACGAGGAUAAUUGGAGACUUCUCGCCAGUCGUCCCCAGUCUGUCUCUGGCUUACGACCGAGUUCUUUGGAGUGCUUACCACAAUCUUUCCUACAGAUGAUGGGAGUAGAAGCACUGGGAAGCAUUUCUCCUUUAACGGCCAAAAUUUUAACGGACAAUCAGCUGAAAUCGCUAGAGAAACAGAAAGCAGAUGUCUUAAUCAGUGUGAAAAAUGAACAGUGGAGCCUUCGAAAUAUUUCUGCGCUACACAAACUGAACAUUGAUACGACUACAAAACCAAAAAUUGAAGUCGACCUGAGUUCUAAUUCGAAUUCUGUCACUCCGUCCAUUUUAAUUGCUGUCUGUUUAUCAGCUAUUUUCUCGUCUUGGUGUUAAUUGUCAAGUAAAUGAUUCUACUUAGGAUGAUUGGCAAAGUCAUUAAAUUUUUAAGCCCGUUUUGGUGAGCAUUAUUUGUCAUGCUGCUCAAUUGGAAAUUAUUUUAUCCAUUUUUUCUUGCGUUUUCUUCUUGUAAUAUUCUACAUGUUUUAUGGUGCAAAAAAUGUAAUGUCUUUUCAAUAGAAAGGAUCUUACAAUGAAAUAUUCUUUUUAUAUACCUAUGAUGUCUGUGAUAUAUUUUUCUCAACUCAGUAUUAUUAUUGAUUUUCGCCGUUUCUUUGGGAGUACCAAACAUGUCACAUUAGCUCAAGAAAUUUAGUGGAUGUUUCAGAGGCAACCAGGUGAAACUUUCCAAAAUAGUAUAUGUCUCUUUUAGCCUAGUUUUGUGUUUGUUUUGAAGUGAUGAUAGUCUCUUUAUGAUUUAAGGGAAAAUUGCGCAUUUCAAAAUCUCAAAGAAGAACUCAUUGUCAAGAUUUGUGAUUGUUGAUAUCGAUCUCUUCUUAUUUUCCGUACAAAAUUGAACAUUUUUCAGAAAAUUUAUAGAAUUAAAUCUACACCCUUUCAUACUUGUAUGUCUCUUUGAAGAUUUAAGUAAAAAAAUAUACUCAUGUUGUUUAGUUA
Molecule: messenger RNA, 6083 nt
Organism: Bemisia tabaci
Lineage: Eukaryota; Metazoa; Arthropoda; Insecta; Hemiptera; Aleyrodidae
Biological process (GO): cell-matrix adhesion
Cellular component (GO): cell surface
Source: RefSeq, a predicted model, not a curated record